Molecule: messenger RNA, 4906 nt
Organism: Doryrhamphus excisus (bluestripe pipefish)
Lineage: Eukaryota; Metazoa; Chordata; Actinopteri; Syngnathiformes; Syngnathidae
Gene: gad2
Product: glutamate decarboxylase 2
Biological process (GO): GABA shunt; GABA biosynthetic process
Cellular component (GO): cytoplasm
Molecular function (GO): pyridoxal phosphate binding; glutamate decarboxylase activity
Source: RefSeq, a predicted model, not a curated record
UCGUUACCUCGCGUGUGCGUGGAUGUGCACGCGUCCACUGACGUUGAGCACCACGCCACAUUUGCACGGAGGCGGCACUGGAUGGCGUCCCCAGGCUUCUGGUCCCUCGGUGGGGACAAUCCGGGCAGCCAGAGCCCCAACACGCCCCGGGCUUGGUGCCAGGCAGCGGCCCAGAAACUCUCCGGAGGGCUCGGAUCGAAAUUAUGUGCGCUGCUGAACGUCGGGGAGGUGGACAAAGGUGCAGCCGAGCCCGCCGCCAAGGAGCCCCAGACGGCGACGGAAGGAUGCGGCUGCAACAAAAGCUGCAACUGCACCAAAGCUGCUGUAGUCUUCUCCGAUCUCUAUUCAACAGACCUUCUUCCAGCCAUGGACGGCGACAGCAAGACCAUGACCUUCCUGCAGGAGGUGGUGGACAUCCUGCUGGCCUACAUCGUCGAGUCGUUCGACCGCGACACCAAAGUGAUCGACUUCCAUUAUCCAAACGAGCUGCUGCAGAUGAACAACUGGGAGCUGCAGCAUGAUCCCGCCACGCUGGACGACAUCUUGAUCAGCUGCCGAGCCACCCUCAAGUACGCCAUCAAGACAGCCCACCCGAGGUACUUCAACCAGCUCUCCACAGGAUUAGACAUGGUCGGCCUGGCUGCUGACUGGCUGACGUCCACCGCCAACACCAACAUGUUCACCUACGAGGUGGCACCAGUGUUCGUGCUGCUGGAGUACGUUACUCUGAAGAAGAUGAGGGAAAUCAUCGGCUGGCAGGACGGCCGUGGAGAUGGCAUCUUCUCCCCUGGUGGUGCUAUUUCCAACAUGUAUGCCAUGCUGUUGGCCCGCUUCAAGAUGUUCCCUGAAGUCAAGGAGAAAGGGAUGUCGUCCGUCCCCAGGCUGGUGGCCUUCACGUCUGAACACAGUCAUUUCUCCAUCAAAAAAGGAGCAGCAGCCCUCGGUAUUGGCACAGAAAGCGUCAUCUGCAUCAAGGCUGAUGAAAGUGGCAAGAUGAUCCCUGCUGACUUGGAGAGGAGGAUUCUGGAGGCCAAACAGAAGGGGUUCGUCCCGUUUUUUGUCAGCGCCACGGCCGGCACGACGGUGUACGGCGCCUUCGACCCUCUCAUCGCCGUUUCGGAUAUUUGCAAGAAGUACAACAUCUGGAUGCACGUGGAUGGGGCGUGGGGAGGAAGUCUGCUCAUGUCCCGGAGACACAGGUGGAAGCUUGAUGGCGUUGAGAGGGCCAAUUCAGUGACAUGGAACCCACACAAGAUGAUGUCCGUCCCACUGCAGUGUUCUGCCCUGCUGGUGCGAGAGGAGGGUCUGAUGCAGAACUGCAACCAGAUGCACGCCUGCUACCUGUUCCAGCAGGACAAGCAUUACGACCUCUCCUACGACACCGGAGACAAAGCUCUGCAGUGCGGACGCCACGUGGACAUCUUCAAACUGUGGCUUAUGUGGAGGGCCAAGGGUACCAUCGGGUUUGAGGCUCAGAUUGAUAAAUGUCUGGAGCUGUCAGAGUAUCUGUACAACAAGAUUAAGGACAGGGAAGGAUACGAGAUGGUGUUUGACGGCAAACCUCAGCACACCAACGUCUGCUUCUGGUACCUUCCUCCCGGGAUCCGCUACAUGGAGGAUAAAGAAGAGAAGAAGAAACGCUUGCACAAGGUGGCGCCGGUCAUCAAAGCCCGUAUGAUGGAGUACGGUACCACCAUGGUCAGCUACCAGCCGCAGGGGGACAAGGUCAACUUCUUCCGCAUGGUCAUCUCCAAUCCUGCUGCCACCUUCGAGGACAUCGACUUUCUUAUCGAGGAAAUCGAACGCCUCGGCCAGGAUCUAUAAGACUUCGUCUCGAUGAAUUGUUUGUGGUGAAUGUAAUUGGUAAACUUCCUUUAUUCCUCCAAAUGAAGCUAUUUAAGAGUAUAUUUGUGAUAUACAUAUAUAUAUAAAUAUAUAUAUAUACAGUAUCUAUAUUAUGUAUUGUCGCUUGGCUGUGGACUGGGCGGCGCCGCGUUCACCGCUUUGUAAAAGUGCUUCUGUCCGCCUCUUUGCUAGUGUCGUUCCGCCCGGAGACGUGUGAUACGUGCUGUAACGUAAGCUGUACGUUUGUGUCAUGUGCAAUAAUUCCACAAUUAACUUUUUUAUUAAUUAAUUUUUCAAUCAAUUCAUCAUUUUUCCAGUGCCAAAGCGGCUGUGUUCUUGCGCGACUAGCAUUUAUUCGUGGGUGGAAAGAGCACUUUGCCUUCCUUGCCUCAGCUUAAUUAACUGCCUUUAGCUCAUUUGCCGAUGCUAGCUUACCGCCGACUUAUACAAACAAACAUGGCCGCCAUUAGAACUAAGUCAAUGUUGAAUUAGGAAAGGUAAUGAAUCAAGGAGGUGAAUGAAAGUGGGAUUGUUAGCACACCGCUAGCUUCAUCGCUAAACGCAAUCGGACUUGGUGUCAAAAUAUUAUUUUAGAUAUUAGCAUAAUUUGAAUUGUCGGAACGUUGGUUCUUGAAGUAGCCACUCCAGAACCAAAUAACAACUUCCUGUUAUGUAAAUGAGCUGGUUUUGAUUGCUAAUAGAGGCCUAUCAAUCCAGGAGGUUGCUAUACGAGAUCCAUCAUGUUGUUCAAAGUAGAGUGGGGGUUUGUUCGUCUUGAAGUAGCCACUCCAGAACCAAAUAACUUCCUGUUAUGUAAAUGAGCUGGUUGGAUCAUCAUAUUGUUCAAAGUAGAGUGGGGGUUUGUUCGGCUUGAAGUAGCCACUCCAGAACCAAAUAACAGCUUCCUGUUAUGUAAAUGAGCUGGUUUUGAUUGCUAAUAGAGGCCUAUCAAUCCAGGAGGUUGCUAUACGAGAUCAUCAUGUUGUUCAAAGUAGAGUGGGGGUUUGUUCGGCUUGAAGUAGCCACUCCAGAACCAAAUAACUUCCUGUUAUGUAAAUGAGCGGGUUUUGAUUGUUAAUGGAGGCUUAUCAAUCCAGGAGGUUGCUAUACGAGAUCCAUCAUGUUGUUCAAAGUAGAGUGGGGGUUUGUUCGGCUUGAAGUAGCCACUCCAGAACCAAAUAAAAACUUCCUGUUAUGUAAAUGAGCUGGUUUUGAUUGCUAAUAGAGGCCUAUCAAUCCAGGAGGUUGCUAUACGAGAUCCGUCAUGUUGUUCAAAGUAGAGUGGGGGUUUGUUUGGCUUGAAGUAGCCACUCCAGAACCAAAUAACAACUUCCUGUUAUGUAAAUGAGUCAGUUUUGAUCGCUAAUAGAGGCCUAUCGAUCCAGGAGGUUGCUAUACGAGAUCCAUCAUGUUGUUCAAAAGUAGAGUGGGGGUUUGUUCGGCUUGAAGUAGCCACUCCAGAACCAAAUAACAACUUCCUGUUAUGUAAAUGAGUCGGUUUGAUUGCUAAUACAGGCCUAUCAAUCUAGGAGGUUGCUAUACGAGAUCCGUCAUGCUGUUCAAAGUAGAGUGGGGUUUGUUCGGCUUGCUACAAGUGCGUUAGCAUUGUUUCUAACGGACUAUUUUGUGUCUUUCUGUUAAUUUUUACCAAUUUUUGACCUUUUUUUUUAGUGUCCAUCUAUUACGUUGUGGUCGUCUACCACCAUUCGUUUUUAGUUAGAUGAAUGCGUAUUUCUUCUUUUUUUUUAUUUAGAGGCCACAACAAAAAAGCCUCCUUGAUUCCUCCUAAAGCAAUAUGGGUCCAAUCAUUAGAAAGCACAAUUAGCUCCACAUGGUGUACAAUCACUUGAUGUAAAUAGUAUAUACAUGUAUAUGUACAUAAGACGUAUAAGCAGAGACUAUUUGUGAGGUAUGUCCUAUUUUCUAGUCUAAAGGUCUUGUUUGUCUUCUAUUUCUUUGUGUGUCAACUUGUUUCUUGUAUACAAAGGGGACCGAAGUGUGUAUUUCCCUAUUCUGUGUCCCCGAGUGUGUCGUGAGCGUGCAGCGGCCAUGUUGGGGCCCCCUUUUGGAAGCACUUUUGUGGUGACAGUUUGUGUGUUUGUGUAAGUGUGCUGCCUUAGUAUCGCGUAUAGUUCUCUCUUGUGCACUUUAGUAUACACACACACACACACACACACACACAUGAACCAAUGACCUUUAAAUUUAAAAUGACCUUUAAAUUGGGGUGUACUCUAACUUUGAAUGUGCAAUCACACUUUAUGUGUUUAUAAAAAUUGAUGGUAUUUUUGAAUGCAGCUCCGUUGCGACGAGGUGGUCCGGUCCGACACAGGCAACAUCCGCGGCGUCGGCGCCAAACGUCGUGCUUGUCGUGGCGUCGCUUCCUGCUGCCCGUUUGCACGUUUGCAUGCGCCGCCUUGCCUGCCCCGCUUAUGUGAUGUACAGCCUCCUAUGUAUAUUUAACAGUAUAUAUCCACGUCUGUAUCUAUUUAUAUACAUAUAUUUAUAUACAUAUAUAUAUACACAGUGUUGUUGCUUUGUAAGUAGCUUUGUCUAGCUUGUAUAACCUCGUAUACGCUUUUAUGUGCUUCCUGUAUAUGUCUGUCUGUGCAGCCUGCAUGCUGACCUUGCCUCGUGACCUCUUGCGCUUCACGCUCUGUCUUCCUCUUCUUCUUCUUCUUCUUCUUCUUCUGCCGCUUUGCCUGUCGCCGCCCUAAGUGUGAUAUAUUCUCGCUGCAUGUUCCAGCCGCUCUGUCGCCGUAUUUAACCUUUUCUCUCUUUCGCUCCUGGCAGCGACGACCUCUCGGCUAGCUUAAAACUGCCACUGCUCCGUUUGCGCGCCCGACAUGCCAUGUUGACUUGUGUCGGAGCGGCCUUAACUGUCACAGACGCCCCCCCCCCUGAAGCAGUAAAAAAAACGGAUCAAAUCUAACCCUUUAUUGCUAAUAUAUCAGAAUCCCAAUCAUUUACACUAGAUGUGGUUCCAAGUCCUGCUCUGUAUUCCGCUAAGUGAUUUCUGUCCUGAAUUAUGUGUUAUAACAAAAUAAAUAUUUAAGUAAUUUAA